AUGGGUGUAGGACUUGCAAGCGGAGGCAUAUACGAUGCGACGAGACAUUUCCUCAAUGCAACAGCUACCCCGCCAAACCUCCUGUUGACUCCAGGGAUUGAUGCUGAAAUCGAGCAAUGGCGAGCAACAGGAGUCCCUCCGUUCCCAGAGCUUGCUCUAUGCCCUCGAAAUGAUUGGCAUCGCUUUUCAAAGUCGACCCUUCGACUUAUUUAUCAUAUUGCCGGUUUAUCGAUUGACUUGCAUCGCCGAGGUCUUGGUGACACGACUGUUUGGUCUGCCAAUAUGCCACGACUACUCGCUAUUGCCGUCAUGAGUGAUUAUGUUAUGAGCUCAAUUCUCGCCCUUUCUGCAUUACACAUGGCAUAUGUGACUGGGAGCAAGGAGACUUUAAAUCUGUCACAUCACCACCGGAAUAUUGCCUCGAAAGGUCUGCAAGAUGCUUUAGGAGCGUUUUCCAGAGAAGGCUGUGACGCAAUACUUGCUGCCUCGUUGGUUUUGUCAUGGCAAGCGGUUGAUUGGACCUCCAUUUCCACUCUGCAAAAAGGGAUAUUAUUUGUUUUGGAUUCGAUGCACCCAUCUUGGAAAGAAUCAUCAGAAAUCGCCCAGAUUCUAGAAAACCAGAGAGCAUUACGAAUACGAGGUUUAACAGCAGACCCUAAUAGCUCUCCCAACGGAACACUCCAGAUAGGAAACAUCGAUAGCACUAUUGCCGAUCUACAUCGCUCCCAAGAACGUUUGCAGCAUAUUCCAGAGUUUUACGAUACAAUAACAGAGUUGAUAGGCUUUAUGAAACAAGUACGCAGCGAAAUACCGUUUCAGUCACCUAAAAUCUCGUUUGCACGAUUACAGUCUUUGCGAGCAUGGAUAUUAUGGUUACCUACCAAAUUACUUCGAGGGGGCGAGGGUGAUUUGGGUGCAUUGGCUGUUUUGGCGCAUUUCUACUCGGCGGCGCUUGUCUUGGAACCUUUCUUUCCUGGUCUGGAAGGCUCAUAUCUUGGUUGUAUGACCUUGAAUCUGGUUGAGAAUGUCGAUGUUAUUUUGCAAGCCCGACAAUCCAGAUUCCAGACAUCUCACAUAGCACAACUCGCGACGGCACUGAUGGAUGGACUUCGACAUAGCGUGAACGAGUACAAAACCCCGAUCCAAUGGACGCCUCCUCUACAAACUCACAGCAUGAAUCAUAUAUUGCCAAACCCGCCCAGUCCAUAUCACCAAUUCGAUGAAUACCCUUCAACAUCAUUCGUGACUAGCGCACCCUACACACCGACCACGAUUUCAUCCUUUGCUCACGCAGUCACCAGCCCGCCGCCUCCUCUUUUAUCUUCGCAUGCAUAUAAAUCCAGUGACAGCUUUUCGUCGUUUUAUAUAAGUCCUACUGUUCCUUCCUCGGAGUAUUAUGAUGAUUCGCUAUCGGAUUAUAGUCGACCAGGAACAAUUGAGCAUUCGCCUGCCUUCUCGUCAUAUGGUAACGAUUAUAUCCAUGGUCUGCCUACGACUGAGCAUGCUGGAUCAUUCAAUCCUAAUAUUAGUCAUGAUGCGUCUGUCUCAGGCUCGAAUUCUGUGCCCCCGGAACUUUGGACUUGA
This is a messenger RNA of Talaromyces stipitatus ATCC 10500, 1584 nucleotides long. RefSeq names its product C6 transcription factor RosA-like, putative. Gene Ontology annotation, molecular function: DNA-binding transcription factor activity, RNA polymerase II-specific. NCBI's taxonomy places the organism in Eukaryota, Fungi, Ascomycota, Eurotiomycetes, Eurotiales, Trichocomaceae. The record is from RefSeq and is a predicted model, not a curated record. Bases 1 to 1584 code for a protein of 527 amino acids. The transcript is spliced from 5 exons. Gene Ontology annotation, biological process: regulation of transcription by RNA polymerase II.